GUUAAUUAUAUUAUUUUUAUUUAUGUACACUAUACAAUUUUUUUAUUUUAAAUUAAAAAAAAAAAGAUUCAAUUUAAAAAGAAAUAAUAGGAAAAAAUGUUAAAUAAUUUAGGAAAAAUAACCAUUAAAGGUAAAAAAAACAAUAAAAAAACUACAAAUAUGAAAAGCAACAAUUCAGUGUUAAAAUCGGAAUCCAGUGAGCUAUUAUCUUAUAUGAUAAGUAAAGAAAACUGUGGCAUUAGUUUGUACACACAUAUUCAAACAUUAUUAGAUAUGUUUAUAUUUCAAAAUCCUAUACAGCCAAUAACAUAUUUUGAAUACUACAGUGAAAAUAUUAAGAUGUUAUAUCAGAAAACACAACCAGAUCCUGAUUUGAAUUUUUUCAAUAACAUUGACAUUGACAUCUUUAACAAAAUAUUAGAAAUAUAUAAAGAUACUAUGUUUAAUGUGAGAGAACAUAAAAUUAGUAGUAUAUCAUAUGAGUAUGAAGUUGAAGCAGAAUAUGAUGAUACACAACAUAAUGAAGACGUGAAUGAGAUUAAUGUACAAGACUUAUCAAAAAUCAACUACAUGUUUAAUAAAGCAGGAUGUGGCUUAACAAAUGAUGAAGCUCACCUUAUUGGGAUAACUAUGGACCAAAUGUCACAACUCGAAAAGUUUAAAAGUAUUAGAUAUUGGGGUAAAAUAAUAGGCUUAAAACGUAACUAUUACAUUUUGGAAUGUGAUUGGAAAAAUAAAGAAUUGGAAUACAAACUUAGACUCUUAAAUUUAGUUUUUAAUACUAACAAAAAUAAAGUACAACAUGAAUAUGAUGAUGAAAAUGAAAACGAAAAUCAAGAAGAUGUAGAAUUAGAAAAAUAUAUUUUAUCUGAAGAAGAAAAUGGAUUUUUUUCCAAAACUACAUUAUCUGCUCCAAUUAAAAAAAAUAUUAACGAAGAAUCAGAGUAUUUAUUCGAUUCUAUAAAAUCGGAAGUGUGUUCCCUUCUACCCACAGAACUCGAUAAUGAUGAUUAUUUAUCCCAUGAAAUAUUUGGUUUCGGAGCUAAUAAAAAGUCAUACUUUGUUACAAAUCAAUUAAACGAUUCAUGGAUCGAACUGCCACUUCUCAAGCCUCAUCAUAUUAUUCAAUCGCGGAAUAUCAAACGAUACUUUACAGGAAAUUUAGAGUCCCCUGUUGAAUCUUAUCCAUUAUUCCAAGGUUUGGAAAAACAUUAUCUCAGAGCUCAAAUUGCAAGGAUAACAGCUGCAACUCAAAUAUCACCACGUGAUUAUUUUGUACUCAACUAUAAUUCAAAUUUAUAUAAAUGGAGGAAAUUAAACACUUUCCAAACGAAAGCGAUGUCACACAAAUGGAUCCACGAGUACAUAGUGAACGCAGACUACAAUCCUUUAUCGGUAUACGAUUUACUUGAACCGAACAACUGGGUACAUCACACUCCCUUGAUUUCGGAAAAAGGAGUGACCAAAGCAUGGAGUAAUAUUAUAGAGUCAGAAGGAGACUUACAACAAAACUCGGAGAAGAUUGAACUUAAUUGCAAGAUUAAGGUAAACUCAGAAAUGGGAAGAGGAGACGGUGACUAUUUAGAUAUUUUUGGAGACCUGUCACACGACGCUUAUGCGGAUGAAAUGCCGCCAUGGAAAUUCGAAUUAACCAAUCGAUUUGACCAUACGAUCACUUACGCGACCGUCCGGUCCAAUCUUUGGCCUGGGGCGUAUGCAGUUGCGCGUGAAAACCUUCUGGAUUACACAUAUCACGGUUGGGGCCUCAAAUGGAACGCCUUUAGUUUCACGGUCCAGCCGUUGAGUGGAUAUCAGCCGUCCGAUCCCUAUAGAUUUGAUUCCGGCAUGACCGCUGAGAUUAAAGAUCCGACUCGCGAUGACGAACUGAGGUAUCUCGCAAUAGUUAAUAAGAGGAAGGAGGAUCGAGCUCGUAUGAAAAUUGGAGUUCUGCAACCGUUUUCUGCAGCAGACGAGGACGAAGAAAGAAUCCUCAAUCAACAUGACUACGAUUGAUGCCGGUAAUGUGUAUCAUUGUUAUAUUCGUAUCACUAUUGUUAUAUCAUAUUAUAUUAUUCUUGUGUAAUGUUACACAAUAUACUUACCUACAGUAUCUA
Aphis gossypii (cotton aphid) is the source of this 2114-nucleotide messenger RNA. Its product is annotated as radial spoke head protein 6 homolog A-like. The record is from RefSeq and is a predicted model, not a curated record. Gene Ontology annotation, cellular component: radial spoke; axoneme. Gene Ontology annotation, biological process: cilium movement involved in cell motility; axoneme assembly; cilium assembly. The transcript is spliced from 10 exons. The coding region runs from base 97 to 2013 and encodes 638 amino acids. NCBI's taxonomy places the organism in Eukaryota, Metazoa, Arthropoda, Insecta, Hemiptera, Aphididae.